AGAGUCAGGGUAUAUGUAUGACUUAUGAGCCAUGAGAAGAAGCUAAGCAGUGGUGGAUCUAGAAAUAUUUUUUACCGGGGUCUUACUGUAUCACAGUGGCCGUAUAUUUAAAGAAUAAGUAUUGUUUUCACUAUAUAAAAAUGUAAUAAGCUCUAAAAAUGUUACAUGUACUUUGACUCUUCUUAAUAAUAUGUUAACUGUAGAUGUUAAUAAAUAUGAAAAAAACAAUAUUGAAAAAAGUGUCAAUUAGGGAGUCGAACCCUAAUUUAUAGGGGUCAGAACUAUAACUACCACCAAUUUAGCUGAAGAUUCUUUGAUAUUUCUUAUACAAAACAAACUAUUUGUUCAUUUUAGUGGGGUCAGCUGACCCCACUACUCCCUUAGUAGAUCAGCCCCUGAAGCCAAGCCUUGUUCUUCUGCUAAAUCUCUCUGCAGAAUACUCCAAUAGCUUAUUCCAAAGCUCUCCUACAUUCAAUUUUUGCAAACUGAUCCUUUCAGUCACCUGAUUUAGAUUUUGCAGGGCUUGGAUGCCAAUGUGAAGUAUGACAUGUAGGGUCAUCCCGAUUAUUUUUUAUUAUACUGACUUCCAUACUUCUCUGUAUUGUGUAAAGAUGUUUUGGAAAAUAACUUGAACAAGUGCAAUUUCUCAGAAAGUGUAUUAUGAGUUCAUGUUAAGGUUCGGUACAGUCUGACAAAGGAGUCUCAGAUUUUAUAUAACAGACAACUAACAGUCUAACACUCACUUAUUGAGAUUCUUAUCUAUUGUCGUCCUUGUCCUCCUAAGCAACUUCUAUAACACGAACAAUGGUCUGAUCUUCCCGGUGUCCUAAGCAACUUUCAUAAGCAGAGAAAAGAUGACUUGAUUGAUUGAUUAUGUCUCCAACAUCAGAGUUCUUUUUGUCACAUAAACAAUGAAUGAUUAAUGAAGUUGACGCUUAUGUCCUCUGAUGUUAACCAUCUUUCCCGUUAUUGUGUUAUACACAAAUCCAGCCAUCUCUUUCACUUUUAAUCAAUAGUUACCUGGAUUAGUAAUUGGGUUGUACGUGACUAUAUAAAUAUCGCAAACAUUAUUUUUGAUAACCUUGAAAGUAUCCCAAACCUAUAAAAAGUUUCAGACUAAUCUCCCAACAAGGGUGUAUUUCAAUUAUAAGAAAUUUUUGUUCUCUUAUAUUUAGAAAUAUAUAUAUAGAAUUAACUUAUAUACACUUAUAAUUUACAUUUAAAUACACAAGUAAGUUCUAAUCAUAGAGCAGACUAUAAUCAUAUAAAAUCAAACACAAAGUGAAAACUGCAAACAGAAUUAUCUAUGUAAAAUUGUAAAGAUAAACAAUCAACACGUACCGUAUUAGUUCUGGAUUCAUUUAUGCUUUGUUUAUUGCGUGGAUCUCCAAAAUCCUUUUCAGAAUAUUUCUAAUCUUCACUAAACCAACACUAAGUCACAAUCCACUAUCACUAGUUCAUUAUUUUCUAAUAAUUUACCUUUUGAACUUAAAAUUAAUAAUUUUUAUCUUUGUUGAUAAUCAUGAUUGUCAUGUGGGCUGGAUAAUGAUGGGUCUAUUUUUUUCUAGCCUGUAAAGUUUAAUCAAAACUGAUAGCAUAGCAAAUCUCUAAAAUCUAGUUAGAAUAAUUUCAUAGACUAAUACUACCAACCUUUGUUUUGAUGCAGGUUCGUCUAAACUUUCAAAUAAUGGAGAAAAUCCUACCAAUUGGCAGAAAAAGUAAACUAAACAAACAUUAAUAUGAACAUUUAAAUAAUUUACAAAAAUCAAGUAAAUAAUGAAUAAAACUAUUAUUUACCAAUUGGAACAAAAAGGGAAAUGCGUUUGGUUCAUGUUUACUCAUUGUUUUGUCCUAUACGUCAACAAAAUCUCUUAAUCGAUCGGAUCUCAAUAUUAAUAUGUUCUCUCUCAAAAUAUUUUAUAACAUUCUCCUUCUCUAAAGGUUAAACACAAUAACAUGUUAUAAAAUGUAAUUAAAAUAUAUAUUUUAUAAUGUAUAUAUACUCAAUGGAGGAAAAUAAUUAAGGUACAUUUUUGUAAGUGUACGCCAUUACAGAGACAAACUUGUAAACUAGCAAAUUGGGUUACUAUAUAUAUUUUGCGCACACACACAAAAUAUGAUAAAUGUACAUAAUAAAUUCCAGCUUAUUUCUUUUCUCAUACACUCUGUAUAAACACUGCCAUUCACUAUAUAUAAUCGUCAGUAGUAGUAUUAAUCUUCCUCCACGAUAGUAACUUGCUAACUAAAACUUGCAUUUAAUUUGAGAAUGGGAGGUUUAGGUUCACCAUGUGGAGCAUGCAAGUUCUUGCGUAGGAAAUGUAUAGAAGGUUGUGUAUUUGCACCAUACUUUUGCUACGAAGAAGGGUCUUCUAAUUUUGCAGCCAUUCACAAAGUGUUUGGAGCCAGCAACUUCUCCAAGCUCAUUUCUCAUCUCCCUGAUCAAGACCGAUGCGAUGCGGUACGAACCAUCUCUUAUGAGGCGCAAUCUCGUCUCCAUGAUCCUAUUUACGGCUGCGUCUCACAAAUCUUCUCCCUGCAGCAACAGGUUGUUAGUCUACAAGCACAAGUGGUUCUUCUUAGAGAAGAAGCUUCUAGAAAGUUCCCUCAAGGGGAUUGUAGUGAACAAGGGGAGUUUCUAGCUCAAGAUACACCCCAGGAUCUUCACAGUUGGUUUCACCAAGUAGUCUCGGACUCCAACCUUAACCAGAUGAGUGAUGUUGCAUCAACGUCCAUUGAUCACGACGAGUCACUUUGCAGGUCAAAUGAAUUUAUUUAUUACCAGGAAGUCAUGUUUCCAUGGUCUGUGUGAGUACAAGUGACUAGUUUGCUAAAGAAUGGGAUAAUCUUCUAAAAUCUCUGUUACUAUUGACUUUUUGAACGUGUUGCUUCUUUAAUGAUCCUUCAUAGAAAUAAAAGAGUAAAUCUUAAAAAUAUAAACUUACAAAAAAGAAGGUUCUUCCAUGUGUUUGAUUUAGAACCACUUAAGUAACAGUACAUAUUUUAGUUUUACAAAAUGAUGGACUCAAAUAUGUGAUUUUAUUCAAAAAAUAGUUAGAUAAGAUAUUUUGUGAAUGAUAAAAAGGCUUUUUGGCUUUAGGCCACCA
Molecule: messenger RNA, 3104 nt
Organism: Brassica rapa (field mustard)
Lineage: Eukaryota; Viridiplantae; Streptophyta; Magnoliopsida; Brassicales; Brassicaceae
Product: LOB domain-containing protein 14
Biological process (GO): positive regulation of DNA-templated transcription; hormone-mediated signaling pathway
Cellular component (GO): nucleus
Source: RefSeq, a predicted model, not a curated record